This is a messenger RNA of Rhinolophus ferrumequinum (greater horseshoe bat), 3076 nucleotides long. RefSeq names its product solute carrier family 29 member 2 (gene SLC29A2). The transcript has 13 exons. Gene Ontology annotation, molecular function: nucleoside transmembrane transporter activity. Gene Ontology annotation, cellular component: basolateral plasma membrane; plasma membrane. Gene Ontology annotation, biological process: adenine transport; nucleoside transmembrane transport; uridine transmembrane transport. NCBI's taxonomy places the organism in Eukaryota, Metazoa, Chordata, Mammalia, Chiroptera, Rhinolophidae. The coding region runs from base 689 to 2056 and encodes 455 amino acids. The record is from RefSeq and is a predicted model, not a curated record.
UGACACCGCCUUUUUUUGUCUUCUUAGUGGUGGUGGUGGGAGGGCAUGAGAUGAGGCUGGGGACGGGGCCUGGGCUCACCUCAAGGCAUUUGCUUAACCCAUCACUGCUCCAGACAGCUCAGUCUCACUGCCACCAGGAAGCCCUCCUGGACGCUCCAGCGGGGCCCACGCCUCCGCUGUGCGCACCAAAGACGCGGCGCUUCCCCAGGCACCCUCUGCAGAAGGGUCCGUCUGUCUUCCAGACCGGCCUGGGGGCUUCAUCAGCACCGUUACCUGGCCCUCUCCUCUGCCUCCCGAAGCACCCAGCUUGGCGCAGCCUGCCGGGACCGCUGGCGACAGAUGGUCUCUCUGGCUUUCCCUGGCACCGGCUCUGCUCGGGUUACACUCGCGGCCGGAGGCUCUGCAGGCACGCGGGAAGCCGGCCCCUCGGUGCGGGGCGCUAGCGCGCUCUGGCACCACCUCCGAGUCGGUGGAGGGAGAAGAACACUGCGCCUGUUCCGCCCGAGCUCUCGGCUGGUGGAGGGGGCGAAGUACCUCUCCCCACCCCGCCCGAGGGGUCCGGGACAGACGCCUGAGAAGAGGAGAGGCGGCAAGGGGACCUUCCCAGGUCAGCCGCCUCUAAGUCACACCGGGCAGCGCGUGGAGCAGCGGGGACCGGGAACUGUGAGGCACAUCCCUCUGGCCCGCCAUGGCGCGAGGAGACAUUCCGCAGGACAGCUACCACCUGGUCGGGAUCAGCUUCUUUAUCCUGGGACUGGGCACUCUUCUUCCCUGGAACUUCUUCAUCACUGCCAUCCCGUAUUUCCAGGGGCGGCUGGUGGGCGCCAACAGCACCACCGGGACCCUGGGCACCAACCAUACUGGCCCUGCAGACACCUUCAACUUCAACAACUGGGUGACGCUGCUGUCCCAGCUGCCCCUGCUGCUUUUCACACUCCUCAACUCUUUCCUGUACCAGUGCAUUCCUGAGACGGUGCGGAUUCUGGGCAGCCUGCUGGUCAUCCUGCUGCUCUUUGCCCUGACGGCGGCACUGGUCAAGGUGGACAUGAGCCCUGGGCCCUUCUUCUCCAUCACCAUGACCUCUGUCUGGUUCAUCAACUCCUUCGGUGCAGUUCUGCAGGGCAGCCUCUUUGGGCAGCUGGGCACCAUGCCUUCCACCUACAGCACCCUCUUCCUCAGCGGCCAGGGCUUGGCUGGGAUCUUCGCUGCCCUUGCCAUGCUCAUGUCCAUGGCCAGUGGUGUGGAUGCCCAGACCUCUGCCCUGGGGUACUUCAUCAUGCCCUGUGUGGGCAUCCUCAUGUCCAUCAUGUGUUACCUGAGCCUGCCCCACCUGGAGUUUGCCCGCUACUACCUGGCCAAGAAAUCACAGGCACAAGCUCAGGAGCUGGAGACCAAAGCUGAGCUCCUCCAGUCUGAUGAGAAGAAUGGGAUUCCUAACAGCCCCCAGAAGGCAGCCCUGACUCUGGAUCUUAACCCUGAGAAGGAGCCGGAACUGGAGCUAGAGGAACCCCAGAAGAUAGGAAAACCUUCGGUUUUCAUUGUCUUCCAAAAGAUCUGGCUGACGGCGCUGUGCCUUGUAUCGGUCUUCACAGUCACCCUGUCUGUCUUCCCCGCCAUCACCGCCAUGGUGACCAGCUCCACCAGUCCUGGAAAGUGGAGUCAGUUCUUCAACCCCAUCUGCUGCUUCCUUCUCUUCAACGUCAUGGACUGGCUGGGACGGAGCCUGACUUCUUACUUCUUGUGGCCGGACCAGGACAGCCGGCUGCUGCCCCUGCUGGUCUGCCUGCGCGUCCUGUUCAUCCCACUCUUCAUGCUGUGCCACGUGCCUGAGAGGUCCCGGCUGCCCAUCCUCUUCCCACAGGAUGCCUACUUCAUCACUUUCAUGCUGGUCUUUGCUGUUUCCAAUGGUUACCUGGUGUCCCUCACCAUGUGCCUGGCGCCCAGGCAGGUGUUACCACAUGAGAGGGAGGUGGCCGGCGCCCUCAUGACCUUCUUCCUGGCCCUGGGGCUGUCCUGUGGGGCCUCCCUCUCCUUCCUCUUCAAGGCGCUGAUCUGAAGUGCUCUGUCCAGGACUCUCCCGGCAGCUCUCUUCUUGCUGGCCCCUUGAAAGACGAGACCCAACAUAGGGGAAUGGCGAGCCGGCUCAAGCCUCCGUUGGGCUGGGGCCCCUUGGUCUGGGGGUGCCAGGAGGAGGCAGGUGCUGCUCUCUCCCUCCCAGGCUGGCGGUCACUUGGGAUGCUGCAAGGAAGAAUUCACCACCAGUCAUUCCAACGCUCAUCCAGGAAUGGAGGUGACACACAGAGAUAGGCUAGCUAGACACGCGUAAGACCUCAUUGAAAGGGUGACAAUCAGGGAAAAGAAGGCCGAGGACCAUGGCCCUUCCUCCCCAUCCGGAGUGCAUUUGUUCAUCACAAGAAACCCACGUGAUGAUCGCCGCGGAUCAGAGGCCACCAGCAGGAUCGUGCCAAGGGUGUGGCUGGUGUGGCCCCAACCUCAAGUUCAGAGUGGGAGUAGGGGCCAGCCCAGGGCAGGAGCUCUUCUCCCCAGACCUCAGCAAUCCCGUGGUUACGUCUGUCGGACCCCAGGACAGAGGAUGUCAGGGAGGUUGAGGGGAACGGGGAGAAAGAGCAGGUGUUAGGGAUCUGAGGGUGCUCAAAGGACCCCCUGGGCCUCCAACAGUGUUUUUGUUGCCAACACGUACUGUCUCCACUCCCCAGAGCCCAGCUGGUUUGCAGUUAGCCUGCAUGCGUGCACUGCACUUUACAGUUUGCAAAGCUCUUCCAUACCCGUUCUCUCACGAAAGCCUCAUGGAGGCCCUUGGAAGGAACCAGGUAGGGAUUGCGUUCCCACUUUGUACAGGUGAGGAAACCGAGUCCCAGGGGGAAGUGACCGGUCCAUGGCAGAGCUCGGACCCAGCCCCCGCCUCCUCGCUGUAGGUGCUGCUCUUCCUGCCCGAUGCCUGCUUCUCUUUUCCUCAAGGGGCUCAAGGCAGGAACCCUAAGCACUCACUCCACCAUUUUGCUGUUUGUCCCACUGACCCUGCUCCUGGAUCUAAUAACAACCUUCUUCAUUUGUA